GUGAGCAGUCCAUAUAAAAGUUUUGUGAUUGCAAUAUAUCUAAUUGACGGUAUCUCUUCAGUUUGUAGAACAAAAAAUUAUCUAAUUUUAUCUAGUAAAUUUCAGAGAGAGAGAGAGAGAGAGAGAGAGAAUAAAAAAUACAAGAAAACGCGCAUGUAACUGAGGCAACGCAUGUGCACAUGCGUCGAUAAAAGGAAGAGAGAUCUUUGACAAUUUGAGGGAGGAGAAAGACAGCAGAAAGAGAUAGUUUGGAAACAGCAAUGGAUAAAGUUUUUAGAUCGUUCCAUACGAGCCGGCCGGCAUUAUAUAGAACAUUGACAAACGAGCAAUGUACGCAGACAUUCAAUAAACUUUUUACGAAGCAAAAUGUACCUACAAUCAGUAGAAUGUUACUGGCGCAAGAAUAUUCAACAAUUCUCCCUGUUGGCGUUAGACACUUACAUGGUGAUGGAACAGUUUGUACACUAUCUCCUAAACACAGUCCUCUGAUACAUAGCCAACAAAGACGUAAUAUGUUUAUCCAAACGCAAGAUACACCGAACCCGAAUAGUUUGAAAUUUAUCCCAGGAGUGUCAGUAUUGGGAGAAGGAUGUACGAAAGACUUUCCAAGUGCUAAGGAUGCAUAUUGCUCGCCACUUGCAAAAAUGUUAUUUCGUAUCGAGGGAGUGAAAGCCAUAUUUUUCGGACCUGACUUCAUCACAGUUACGAAAGUCGAUGAGGACGUAGAAUGGAAGUUGUUGAAGCCAGAGAUAUUUGCUACCAUUAUGGAUUUUUUUGCAAGCGGAUUGCCAGUCAUGGAUGAAGCUUCCCAACCUGCAGCGGAUACACAAAUUAAUACGGAAGAUGAUGAGGUUGUUCAGAUGAUAAAGGAAUUAUUGGAUACACGAAUACGUCCUACAGUACAGGAAGAUGGUGGUGACAUUGUAUUUAUGGGUUUCGAGGAGGGUAUUGUGAAAUUGAAAAUGCAAGGUUCGUGUACUAAUUGUCCAAGCUCAGUAGUAACAUUGAGGAACGGUGUACAAAAUAUGAUGCAAUUCUACAUCCCUGAAGUACUCGGAGUUAUACAAGUAGAGGACGAGACAGACAAGAUUGCCGAAAAAGAAUUUCAGAAAUUCGAACAAAACAAGAAAAUGGAAGAAAAUAAAGACAAAUAGAAUUGUAAUUAAUCAUUUGUAUACGAUAGUGGACUUGUACACGUUAUCUUAUAAUUCUGUAUAGAAUUAUAUUGUAGACAUUGUAUAUUAUAUAUUAAGUGUAAAUAAUAAGACUUAU
Trachymyrmex septentrionalis is the source of this 1272-nucleotide messenger RNA. Its product is annotated as NFU1 iron-sulfur cluster scaffold homolog, mitochondrial-like. The record is from RefSeq and is a predicted model, not a curated record. Gene Ontology annotation, cellular component: mitochondrion. Gene Ontology annotation, biological process: iron-sulfur cluster assembly. The transcript has 5 exons. Bases 261 to 1154 code for a protein of 297 amino acids. Gene Ontology annotation, molecular function: iron ion binding; iron-sulfur cluster binding. Lineage: Eukaryota; Metazoa; Arthropoda; Insecta; Hymenoptera; Formicidae.